Messenger RNA from Delphinapterus leucas (beluga whale), 4226 nucleotides. The record is from RefSeq and is a predicted model, not a curated record. Lineage: Eukaryota; Metazoa; Chordata; Mammalia; Artiodactyla; Monodontidae.
AUGAGAGAUGAAAUAGCAACAACAGUCUUCUUUGUCACAAGAUUAGCAAAAAAACAUGAUAAAUUGAGUAAACAACAGAUAGAAGACUUUGCAGAAAAGUUGAUGACGAUCUUGUUUGAAACAUACAGAAGUCACUGGCACUCUGAUCACCCUUCUAAAGGGCAAGCCUUCAGGUGUAUCAGGAUAAACAAUAAUCAGAAUAAAGAUCCUAUUCUAGAAAGGGCUUGUGCUGAAAGUAAUGUGGAUUUUUCUCACCUGGGACUUCCGAAGGAGAUGACCAUAUGGGUAGAUCCCUUUGAAGUGUGCUGUAGGUAUGGUGAGAAAAAUCAUCCAUUUACAAUUGCUUCUUUCAAAGACAGAUGGGAGGAAUGGGAAUUAUCCCAACAAAUCAGUGAUGCUGUUAAUAGAGCCACGUUAGACUACUCUUCUGGCACUUCCUCUGAUGAAGAAAGUUGUAACAAAGAACCUCAGAUAAUUCCUAAAGUCAGCAAUCCAAAGAGUAUUUAUCAGGUUGAAAACUUGAAACAGCCCUUUCAAUCUUGGUUCCAUAUUCCCCGCAAAAACAAUAUGGGGGAUGGCCGAAUGGGCCUCCUAGGAAAUGCUUAUCAUGCAUUGCAUAAGAUCCCUAAGGGUCACAGGCCUGCUGCUGGGCACCGGGUGGACAGAAUUCUACAAACCCCGCAUCUGAGACUGGGAAUUUGAAGCACCUGAUAGAAGAAGGAACCUUGGAAGGCAUUGUCUGAGGCUUCCAUGGCAGGAAGACGAGAAGCAAUCUGCAGGGUGAUUUCUGGAGCCUGAAAAGAAUAAAAAACAAACAAAAACAAAACCCACCCUUUUGCUAAAAGAUUCUCAUGUAGCUCAGUUAUGUAGCACCAACCAAGAAAGGGAAGUCAAUGCAUUGAGACAUCAGUUUAAAUUGUAACAGGAUAAGUGGAUUCAGUAUAGACUACAGGAAAGUGGAAGGAGUAUUUAACUCAGUGUUUGAAAUUUAUGCUAACGACAAGCAUUGAUUUACUACUUUUCUAAACAGAGGUAAAGUGGCAGUCAGGCAUGAGGGCUCUCAGGCCAUGGUGCCUGGAUUCUAACCUGGCUCUCCCCUUUUGGUUGUGUGCUCUUGGAUAAGUUUACUCAACCAUCCUGUAUCUCCCCCGCCCCCCCACCACCAGUUUUAAAAUGAGAAAAAAAAUAACAUCAGUGCCAUAGGGUUUUUGUGAAGAUUACAUGAGUUAAUUCAUGCAAACUAAUAGAACAUUUUCUGUUAUGUACAAAGUACCUAAUUCAUCCUACGUAUUAUUCUAUCAUUUGAGAGAUUAGACUUUUGAUUGGUAAAAUGACUCCAAUCAUUCUCCUUAAAGGGGAGACUUAGAAAGUUCCCUGUUCUGAGUGCUUCAUUCUAAGGAAUAUCCACCACCUCAAAGCCUCCUUCCUGGUGACCCUGACCUUCUUGGCUCCAGGGAUGACUGCUCCACAGAGCGACCAGAACCAGACUCACAUGAAGCUGUGGGAUGAGGAGAUGCAGGAUGGAAAGGCCAUGCUGGUAAACCACAAACUCCCUGGCAGAGAGGUCUGUGGAUUGCACAGUUGUCAGCUCUUCCUUCUGCGUUAUCUGAGGUUUUGGGAGAUCCUGCAAAGAGGUUUUGGGGGCUGCAGAGAUCAAGAGAAAACAGUAAGAUUUCACUGACUUUUGCAUACAGUAAUGAUAUAUUAAUGAAAAGAACAAGAACAACAGCAACACAAUUCAGCUUAGGAAAAGGUGUAUUUGUAUCCAGCCAUCCAUCCUCCAGUGCUGUAUAUACACUGUGGAUCAGGCUGUCCUGCCAGUUGCCAUGGAAGAGCAAUUGACUUCCAGUCAUUAGGAACAGAGGUUCCAGAACAACAGAAUGAGGGUCCAGAAAAGAUGGCGACAGACUUUCUUCUAUUUCAUAGGGUUGUUUGGAGCAUUAAAUGUAAUGUACUCAGAACAGGAACUGGCACACAGUAAACACUCAGGAAAUUCUCAGGAAAGAAUGCUGAGCUAGCAGUCAGAGGACCUGAGUUCUGGUCCAGGUUCUGUAAGACCCUGGGAAAGUCACUUAACGACUUAUCAGUUCUCUCAUCUAUAAAAAAAAUUCCACUGUCUUACAGAAUCAGAAUUUGGGUUACCAGGUGUAAACAAGACAAUGUAUACCAAAUCGAUUUCAACAUUAUAAAGUCAAACGUAAGACAAUGAAAAUUGAAGUAGUGGUGGGAACUCUCAAAGGAGGGCCCACCUCUCUGCCCAUAUUCUUCUUAUUUUACCCCAAGGGGAGACAGAAUUAAUAUUGAGAAUGGUCAAACGUUUUCUGUAAAGGGUCAAAAAGUAAAUAUUUUAGGUUUUCCAGCCAAGAGACAAAAUUGGGGUUCAGAUUGAGUGUUCCCUAUCAUCAGGGUAGAAGUGUGGCUUUAUUCCUUUACAAAGGCUUCCCUUGCUUCUCUGAUACAGUGACCUACCCUCCUGGGAACUCAGCAGAGUAUGUUGCCUGCAUCUCCCUUUCGGCACUGCCUUUACAGUAUUGGAUACUUUUUCAUAUGGGGAAGCAGGUUAAGAGCACAGGCUCUAGGGUGAGACUCUCUGGGACUGAAUUCCAGCUGAACUUCUCAAUAGCAAUACAAUUUUUCACUGCUUGCUUGACCUAUUCAGAAGCUUCAGUUUCCUUAUCUAUAAAAUGACUAAUACUACUUACUUUGCUGCAUUGUCAUAAAGAUUUAAUGAGCUAACAUAACCAAAGAUUUAGAAUAGCACAUGAUAUAUUGUAAAGCACUCCAUAGAAAUGUUAUUCUUCUUUUGACAUUUUUCCCUAAUCAUUUAAAAAUGUAAAACCAUUCUAAGCUUGUGGGCCAUACAAAGAUAGAUAGCAAGUUGGAGUUGGCCUGUGGGCAAUAGUUGGCUGACCCCUAGUCAAAUUCAAAUAUGUUUUUGGAACUGUGCUUACUAGUGGCCUGCAUUGUGGUCACCUGAAAGGCCUACAUUCAUUUCCUGUUAAUCUUCUCCCACUUGGGAGGUAGGUGAGUUGAAACAGACCCGAGUCUUCAGUUCAAGCCAGCCACUUUCUCUUUCCAAUUUCAAGGAGGUGGUUUUGGUAAAGUGAUUUGGAGUCUCUUUCUGGGGCAAGGUCGUCUUUCUCUGUCUCCUCUGUCUAUCUCCCUGUGUAUCGCACUUUUCCAUUAACUCCUUGUAACAUGUGGAUGGGGUAAAAUCCCAAGAUUUAGAUUCAGUGUUCGGUGGGGGGAUAGAGGGCCUUUAGGAAUUCCCUUUGGGGGAACUGGCCAAGUUAUUAUUACAGUGGGACUUUGAUUUCUAUUUGUUAUUCCUCAUAUGGAAAAAUCCCUUGGGAAUCCUAGGAUAUGGGUGGGGAGAAAGGGAUGAUUGGCAAGGCAGGGUUCUGAUACUCCUAGACCUAGGGGUUACACCAUUGAAUACCUUCAGUGCGCCGUGAUAAUUCUAAACAGGAGCUCCCAGGGGAAGGAGAUUACCUGGUCUGUGAUGCACCUGUCCUUGCAGUUCAGCUCCAUCCUUGUGAGCUUGGGACCUGAUAUCUAGUUUUCUCAGGGUGGAGAAGAGUGGUGAGGUCCAUGUGACAUCAACUUUAUCUGCAUCUGAACAGAGGAGAAGAAAGUAGUUGUCGGGAACUGUGACCACAGGACUGUGGCCAAAGACAAAAAGAGCUAGACGUAGCAACAGGUGUGGUAUGUGGCUUCUACAAUGGCCCCUGUGAUCCCCCAUGUGUAUCCAUGCCCUUGUGUAAUCCCCUCCCCUUGAGUGUGGGUUGGAUCUACUGAUUUGCUUCUAAUGAAUGGAAUAUGGCAAAAGUGGUGAGAUGAGGAUACAAAAAAACCUGUAGUUUCCUUUUCUUGGCCCUCUCUCACUUGCUCUGAAGGAACAGUUACUGUGUUGUGAGUUGCCCUGUGAAGUCCAUGUGGCAAGGAAUUGAUGUUUCUGGACAAAAGCCAGUGAGGACUUGAGGUCUGCCAAUAGCCACAAGAGUGAACUUGGACUCUGCAGUCAAACCUUGAGAUGAUGGCAGCCCUGGCCUGAUGAUACCUUAUUGUAGCCUGUAUGACACCCUGAGCCAGAGGCUCCCAGCUAAGCUGCACCCAGAUUCUUGACCCACAGAAACUGUGAGAUAAUAAAUGUUUGUUGCUUUAAGCCACAAAAUUUUGGAAUAGUUUGUUACACGGCAGUGUAUAACUGAUACGUUGAGUUUCUU